AUGGCACGGAUCGCGCUUGGCGCAGUACCUUGGCUAAAGCAGAGCCGGAGCCCUCUGGCCUCGCAGGCCCGCAGCCGGCCCGGGCUGUGCAACCUGUACAAGGACUCACACCACGCGGCGAGGACCACCCACUACGGCUCCCUGCCCCAGAAGUCCCAGCACGGCCGGGCCCAAGAAGAAAACCCCGUAAUCCACUUCUUCAAGAACAUCGUGACGCCUCGCACGCCUCCUCCAUCCCAAGGAAAGGGGAGAGGACUCAGCAGAUUCAGCUGGGGGGCCGAAGGGCAGAGGCCAGGCUUUGGCUACGGCAGCAGAGCGUCUGACUAUAAAUCAACUCACAAGGGAUUCAAGGGGAUCCACGACGCCCAGGGCACGCUGUCCAAGAUCUUUAAACUGGGAGGAAGAGACAGUCGCUCUGGAUCGCCCAUGGCCAGACGCUGAGCCCGCCUCGUUCUGGAUCCUGCCCUCUGCUUCCCGACAUAACUGCCUUAAAACGUUACUACCCUCACAUGGAUUAGCUAGUUAGAGCAGACGACCUCCCCCCUAAUGCCUGUUGAGCUGUGCAUGCAGUAGGGUCCAGCACACGGCACCCUGCUAGCAAUUUCUGGCCAAAAGUUACAUGGAGAAAAAGAAAACAGAAAAUGGUCAAAACUGUCACUUCGCCUUUGAAGAUUCCAUUUCCUGGGAGUGCUCCCUCCCCGACAGGAGCCCCCAGAAGCACACGGCUCCCUGCAGGUCCGCGUGCACGGACGUCCCCCCAGGUUCACCCCUCCAUCCUUGGACUUCCUUUUCGCCGUGACCACGGCACCCCGAGCUUCCACUGGGCACUGCCAUGGACGCACACCGCUGUAGGGACAGAGAACACGAUGGGCGGGAGGACUGUUGUGAUCCAAGCUUCUUUGGUUUCUUUUCCCACCCUUCUCUCACCUCCUAAAGUGUAUUUAUUUCUCCUAACAGGAUUAGA
Messenger RNA from Microcebus murinus (gray mouse lemur), 964 nucleotides. The record is from RefSeq and is a predicted model, not a curated record. Lineage: Eukaryota; Metazoa; Chordata; Mammalia; Primates; Cheirogaleidae.